AUGGCAUCUGUGUCCGAAGCGGAAAAUGAUCCUUUCGAUACAAUCUUAAGUCUAGAAGACAAGUUCUAUGAGGAUGGUUUCCAGCUUGGCUAUAAAGAUGGGGAGCGCGUAGGAUUGGUCGAAGGUCGAUGUUUCGGCCUCGAGAAAGGCUUCGAAAAGUUCUUAUUGAUGGGCAAAUUGCACGGCAAUGCUGCUGUAUGGUCAGCAAGACUUAAAACUCAGGAGGACAUUGUAGAGUCGGGCGAAGAUGCUGUCGAUCAGGUUAAUGUCACGAGUCACAAAUUCCCUGUUCCUAACCCAAGCGUCGCUCAAAACUUGCGGCUAGCUUCACACCUCAAGACCCUGUACGCUUUAACCGAAAUGGAGACACUCUCUACGCAAAAUACUGAGGAUGCUAUUGCCGAGUUUGAUGACCGUUUGCGACGCGCGGAAGGUAAAGCCAAGAUUAUAGAGAAGCUCACAGGUGACCGACGUAUCGACUUUAAUACUAAGGGGAGCCUGACAACGGUUCGAAGUAACGGUGAGACAAAUUUAGAGGGCAAUAUUGAAGACACCAGUAUUUUGAACGCAAGGCACUGA
Messenger RNA from Bacidia gigantensis, 579 nucleotides. RefSeq lists its product as uncharacterized. The record is from RefSeq and is a predicted model, not a curated record. NCBI's taxonomy places the organism in Eukaryota, Fungi, Ascomycota, Lecanoromycetes, Lecanorales, Ramalinaceae. The transcript has a single exon. The coding region runs from base 1 to 579 and encodes 192 amino acids.